CAAAACUCGAAGACAUUCUUUUGUGGUACGAACUAAACCUUGUAAAUUUGCAUUUCUUGUACAAAUUCAACUUGUAUGGUAAAUCACAGAGCAUGGUGAAUAAUCUUCAUAGCAUCAUAGCUACUGUGUGCUUAUUCCCUAUCAAUUUUUUCUAUCUCCAAUUUCUAGGGCUCACAAUGCCUCCAUGUCAAUUGACUAUAACUCCAUUGUUGUCCCCUUGCCAUAUCAGUUUAAAUACAACUAAAUGCACUCUCGUUCUCAGAUAAACAUACAGCAACUAUAUUUUUUUAGAGCUCCAAAUUGAUGACUAUUCUCUUGCUAUAGAAUAGAAAUCAUAUUAAAUUAGCUAUCGAAUCCCGACAGAUAAUAAAAUAUAAAAAUUAUGGCACCAUGAACUAAACAUCUUUAUACGUUUUAAUUCAAGAAAAUAUAUCAAGUUAUCAACUCCAAUGGAGCAAUAUAGGUCAUAAUGCUCUCUCUCGCAUGAGAGACGUGUUUCAAUUCGAGCAAUGUGGUCUUUUUACAUAAAAGGAAAAGUUGGGCCACAAAUUGACGGAUUGGGUUGGUCGUUUGAGCGACCAAUCUACUUAUCCAAACAUGGGUUGAACGAUUAUAGAAUGUCCAAAUUUGAGGUUGAUCAUAUCAUGUUUGUAACUUGAAUCGUGCCUUUAAGGUCGAAUAGUAUUGAUAAUGAAAGUGAAAAUACUAACAAUAGAACAAGAACAUUUGAUGUGGAUGUUCUCUCAAAAUUUAUGUUUCUUAAAAAGUAUGGUGUUAUGAAAAGUAAAAAAAAACAGGGGUUAUUGAAACUAAAUCUUCAAAGACUAACUGGGACACUAGUUGGUAUCGUUAUUUUUUAUUUCUUACGAUCUUAGUAGACACUCAAUUAUGUAUCAAAAUGUGAGAAUUCAGUCCUUGAUCGGAUCUUCUGCAUCUUCAUAUCUUGCAGCCAAGGGGUUGGAAGUAAUCAAGAUUGCACUGGGAAAAGUGAAAACAUAAGAACAGGCAAAGCACAAUUAUAAAUAACAAAUUUCUGGUAAGAGCAUCUCCAAUGGACAAUGGUGCAAAUGGAGGGAGUUGCAAGCUGAGGUGGCAGCCAUGUGCAAUUGAAAAAGUGGAUGACAUUGAUGCAAGACCAAUUUCAAGUAGUGAAAAUUUGCACAUCAUGUAAAUCUGACAUGCAAUUUCAAUUGGGUCCCUUGUUUGUUUUUGUUUUUCUUUCUUCUUUUCCCAACCAUUUAUGUGAUAUUAAAAUUUAAGUGUGACCCAGAAGUGCAAUUGCAUUGAAAUGACAUUGAUGUAGCUAGUAUGAAAUUGAUAAGUGAAAUAAUUGCUAGAGUUUCUUAGAUGGUAGAAGAAACCACACUUGAAAAUGAAGAAAUAUUGCAUUGUUGAAGAAAUAUUGCAUUGUUGGACAUGCUCUAAAUAUACAAGAAUACCCAAAAAAAUCCUCCCUAUUUACGAGAAUUUCAUUCCACUACUAAUUUUUUCUUUCAGAUCGCUCCUAAAAAAUUAAAAAGAUCACCAAAAUUCCCCCCGUUUUUUUUCUUUGGGCUGCCCAAGUCUAGCACAAACGGGCAGGGGUGGAACCGGAACAAAAAAGAAAGAAAAAAGGCCUUCCUUCCAUAGCCUUGUUUGGUUCGUCUGGUUCCCGCAAGCAAGAUCUAGCAGCAAUAAGGUAUACAGUCACUCAAUUUGGACCCAUGACUCUACCCUUCCUCGACGGCGUUGUAAAGCAGUGUUCUUGAUUCUGUUCCACGACUAUUUUGGUAAGUUUUGAUCUCUCAACCUACAUUAGUUAGCAUCUGCUGUUUAGGGUUUUAUCAGUGAAUUUUUCUUUACUUUCCGCUUCUUGCUUUUCCUGGCUGAAAGUUGGUUCCAUUUUUUAGGUUUUGAAAAUUGACCCAGUGUCCAUGGAUGGGAGCGAGGACAAGGCUGUUUCCUUGAGUAAUGAUUUGGGUUCUUCAUCUACAGUCACAAUUACUGAGCCUGUUGCUAGUGGUAGUGAGAUUACCCCGGUUGCCGAGCUUGCUACUGGGGAAGUUGAGGGAAACAGAGAGGGAGAGAGUGAGAGCGUGAAGACUUCCGCUGAGAAGGUGGCAGUGGAGGAAGGUGGUGGUUCUUGUAGUGAAGUAGAUAAAGAAGUUGGGGGUUCAGGGUUAGGUGUACGUCAUUCUGAUGGUGGGGGUGGGGAGACUUUACAGAAGAAAGUGGUGCUUGUGUUUGAUGGGCGGGAAGUAGAUUUGGAGAGAGCUGCGGAAGAUGCAGUUGAUGAUAUUCCAGUGGGGGAAAUUCAGGACUCGACUGUUCAGUCCUCCGGUGUUGCUGAGGGCUCUUCCAAGGAAGAACAAAGAGAAGAGUUGAAAUUUGAGGAUCUUGGAGGUAAGGAUGGAGGUGUGAGUUGUAGUGAUGGCAAAGAUGAUGAUGAUAGGGCUUCACCUGAUGGUGGAGUUGAUAAGAACCCUAGUACCGAGGUCAGGUUUAGUGGUGAGAUUUUUUCUUCUGUAGAUAAGAGGUCCACAGAUGGAGAUGUAGCUGAAGAGGGUGAAACCAAAGUUACUGGUGAUUCCAAUGAUGCUGAAACUUGUGUUGUACAGGGUUCAGCGGAUGCUUCCGAAGGUGGGGAAGUUCAACUUUCACGGGUUUCAUUGGAUGGGGAUACCCAACUCUUGGAUAAUUCUGUGGAUGGGGAUGCGCAAGUAAAUGAUUUGUCCAGUUGUGGUGAAACUCAGGCCGUACAAGGAUCACGGGAUCAGGAUUCCCAUGUCAUAAGGGAUUCUGAUAAUGAGAACAUGGAUGGUUUCAGGGAUGCGGAAACACAAGUUACUGAUGGCACCAAGGUGAGGGAACCUCGGGUUGCACAAGUUUCAGUCAAUGGCGAUAACCCACCUUUGGAAAUUUCGAGGGAUGGAGAUUCUCAAUUCAAUGAUUUUUCGGAGGAUGGGGGAACUCAGGCUAUACAAAGUUCAGCGGAUCAGGUUAUGCAAGUUGUAGAGGAUCCUGGUAAGGAAGACAGGAAUGGUUCCAGAGUUUUUGAUGGCCAAGUCAACGUUGUCAUCAGUGAUGGAGAAACUCGGGUAACACAGUGUUCACUGAACGAGGAUACCCGAAUUGUAGAGGAUACAGAUAUGGUAGCUGUAGAUGAUACUGAUACCCAAGACCUGGAUGGUUCCAGGGACGGGGAAUCUAGGGUUAUACAAGGUUCUAUGGAUGAGGAUAUUUACAGGGAUGUGGAAACCGAGGUUCCUAAUGAUUCCAGUGGCGGGGAAACUCAGGUUGUGCCAGGUUCAGUGGAUGAGGAUACCCAAUUCGUAGAUGGGAAAACUCAGGUUUCGAAGGACGAGGAUAUGGAGGGGGGUUUAACCAAGAAAGACACUGCAGUUCCCAUGGAGGAUCCGAUCUCUCAGGAAGUCGGACCAUUAGAGAAUGACCCCAAAGAUCUAGAUAUGAGAAGUGGCUUUGGGGGCACUUCCGGGGUUGAGAAUAUAUUUUUUGCUGCUACUGGUAAAGUCGAAUUGGCUGAAGAGUCUGAGGGGCAGCCAAUGAAAACUGUUGAGGUCGAGGAAGAUGCUGCUCAAGAUUCAGAGCCACAUGAAAGUGCUCUUCUGGGCGAUGAAGUAUUUAAUACUGAAAAUGAAGCUGCCUCUCGACGUGAAUCUACUGUCUUGGAAGAUUUAGGACAGCAGAGCCAGGUUCUGGAGGAGGCACCGGUGUUUAUGGUAAGUGCGGGAGGUUCAACUCCCCCAUUAGAAGCAACUGGUAGUGAUUCUCUUGAAAAAGCCCCUACAAGUGUUGCUUUGGAGGGGAUGCUAUCAAGUGCUGCCAAUGAUACGGUUCAAAUGGUGGAAAAUGAGAUUGAUAAUGUCACCUCUGAAACUAUGGAUGAAGAGGGACAAGAUCCUGUUGAAGGGAAAAUGGCAUCAGUUGAUGAAGAAAUUACCUGUGCUAAUAUUGAAGAUCCACCAUCUUUCUCCCAGCCAACUGAUGUAUUUAUUGGAGGCGAAGCUGCAUAUCCUUUGGAGAAUAAGAAACAGCAGGGAAUAACAGUUCCGGACCAGCUAGUAGUGAAGGCUGAAUCAGGUAAAGAUAGUGUGGUAAAUGGCAACAGUCAUCAGUCUCCAGAUUCAGCAUCUUCUUUCCGGUCCACUCGGGCAGUCGCUGGAGAUGAUGUUGCUGAAAUGGAUACCUUUGUCCAUUUAGAUGCAACCCUAUGUCCUGCUGGUGACAAUCAGAAUCUAAAUCCUGAGACAGCAGGGGUGGGGUUGGAAAGAAAUUGUGAAGCAGCUUCCAUCCAGAGCGAUGUGUUGGCCUCUCACGUUGAUAUUACGAAUGAGAAAUCAUUGAAAUGGGCUAGUCUACACCGUGGAAGCUUGGGAAGUGCACACCAAGCUAGUUAUCAGCUACCGUCUGACCAUGAAGGUGAAUUUCAUGUAUCUGAUCUGGUUUGGGGAAAAGUUCGGAGCCAUCCUUGGUGGCCUGGGCAGAUAUUUGACCCCUCAGAUGCCUCUGAACAAGCAUUGAAGUAUCAGAAGAAGGACAGGCUUUUGGUAGCAUAUUUUGGAGACCGGACAUUUGCAUGGAAUGAAGCACCUCUUUUGAAGCAUUUCAGAUCACAUUUCAGGCAGGUAGAGAAGCAGAGUAAUUCAGAAUCAUUCCAGAAUGCUGUCGGUUGCGCUUUAGAAGAAUUUUCCAGGCGUGUCGAAUUGGGCUUGACUUGCUCCUGUGUGCCAGAAGAAGAUGCAGACAGAAUCAAGUUUCAGCUCUUUGAUAAUUCUGGCAUCCAGCAAGAAGCCUGCAAAAGAGGUGAUUUUUUGGGCAAGUCUGGAAGUGCUGAUUUGUUUGAACCUGUCAAGUUAGUUAAUUAUGUGAAAUCUCUUGCACAAUAUCCGACUGGUGGGGCUGAUCAAUUGGAUCUUGUGAUUUUGAAGUCUCAGUUGCUCUCCUUCUAUCGGUUGAAAGGUUAUUCCCCGCUGCCUGAAUUUCAGUUUUGCGGAGACUUGUUGGAGGAUGCAGAUUCUUCUGUCCACGUCAGUGGUGAGGGAUCUGAUGAUCAUAUAGGCUCUGUCUGUAAAGACGACUCGAAAAGUUUGGAAAUUUCACAGGCCCAGAGGCCAUAUUAUUAUAAACGCAAACAUAACUUGAAGGAUGGUGUCUAUUCAAGCAAAAAGGAAAAGUGGGAUUCUGUAGAGGAUGAAGUAGGAGCUGCAGAUGGGAAAAUGGUUUCACCAUCUUCUGCAAAGAGACGAAAGGGUCCUAAUCAUUUUAGUGAUGAAUCAGUUCCGUCGGAAGGGGUGAAAACUAUAUCUCUUGCAAAAAUCUCAAAUACUACAUCAGCUUCUGUUCCUAAGCCCUCCUUUAAGAUUGGUGAAUGCAUCCGUCGAGCUGCUAGUCAUAUGACUGGAUCUCCCUCUAUGCUGAAAUCAAACAGCCAGAAGUUCGAUGGAAGCAGUGAUGUAUAUGACAGCCCCCUACUGGAGCAGUCUGAUGAUACCGAGAGCAACAAAUUGGUGGCUCCAAUGGAGACUCAUUCAUCUGUAGAUGAGUUGCUAUCACAACUUCAAUCAGCAGCACGGGAUCCCCUGCAAAGGCAUGGUUGCUUGGAUGUCUUUUUUAGCUUCUUCUCAGAAUUCAGGAACUCUGUGGUUGUUGUUGAUCAGCAUGAUAAACUUGGUAAGAGGAGGAAGGUGUUUCAUUCAGCGGGCGAUACUGAAACAUUUGAAUUCGUGGACAUGAAUGACACUUAUUGGACCGACAGGGUUAUUCAAAAUGGGUCAGAAGAGCAGCCACCGCCUACUACUCGAAAGAGUAGGAAAAGAGAGAAUCUUUUUGUACCGGUCAGUCUUGAUAAUAAGCAGACUCAGAGGCCAACUGCCAGGAACAAACGACACAUAUCUGAUGGUAAUGACUACAACAAUGUGCCCCCAGAUACAAAACCAAUAGGCUAUGUGGAUGAGAAGACACCAGCGGAGCUUGUGAUGCAUUUCCCGGUUGUGGAUUCUGUACCUUCCGAGAUGAAACUGAAUAAGAUGUUCAAAUGUUUUGGACCUCUCAAAGAAUCCGAGACGGAAGUUGAUAGAAACACCAACCGUGCCAGGGUGGUUUUCAGGCACUGUUCUGAUGCACAGACUGCAUAUGGUAGUGCUUCAAAGUUCAACAUUUUUGGGUCGUUACUUGUAAAUUACCAGCUCAACUAUACCAUAUCUGUGCCAUUUAAAUCCGAGCCACUUCCUAUGACACAUGGCGAGGAAGAUGAAACUGUUUUCCUCCCGUAUUGAAGAGACUGGACGAGGCAACAAAUAUCCAGGUAAUAUUAUGAAUGAAAUCUUCUUUAGUACGUGCUAUAUAGAGCUGCUAUGGAUCGUACUCCUAGCCAUUAAAUGUUGUAGGCGUCAGAAUUUCCUUAGGAAGGGCCCUUCGUGUAAGCUAAUGAUUGAUGCCUCGAAGUUUUAGGAGUGCAGUUAAACUUGAUCUUGAAACAGUAAAUCAUCUUGUUGCAUGGUUCUCUUGCUCAUGGUUGUCAAUUGACAUGUUGAUUUGUGCUGCAGAUGCUAUCGGCACAUGCACUUGCAACCAAGGAGAGAGAGAGAGAGAGAGAGAGAGAGAGCUGUCAGAAGAGCUUGCUUCAAGGGAGUGUUAAUGUGCUUCCUCCCUUGCUGAUCCCAAUAUACGUCGCCGAUGCUUCGACGAAUGACCUAAUUUUGUGCAGAAAUAUCACUAGGCUGCCAUAGCUGUAAUUGUAGAUGGUUUGGCCUGCUCAUUUUAUCAUAUAUCAAUAUGGUUCAGUGGCUGAUUCAUGCCAAUAGGUCUCUUGUUGUCCACUAUGAUAUGGUGCCCAGUGAAGUGUAAAAUGAUGUUAUCCAGAACUAAGAGUGUGCAUGGUCAAAAAUCAAAACGUGGUUGAGAAUUUGAGUUUGGAUCUCAAAAUCCCUUGAUGCUCUCCCCUUGUCAUGAACCACAAAAUAUUAUGAAGGAAUUUAGGAUUAUGAUUCAUGAUGAAGAGCAUUAGAGCAACUUAUUAGCAGAAAAAAACCAAAAAUUAUGUUUAAGAAAACGGCAGCGAUAGA
Molecule: messenger RNA, 7064 nt
Organism: Linum trigynum
Lineage: Eukaryota; Viridiplantae; Streptophyta; Magnoliopsida; Malpighiales; Linaceae
Source: the annotation of a GenBank genome assembly